Messenger RNA from Pseudomyrmex gracilis, 4238 nucleotides. It is a transcript of the gene fd96Ca, whose product is annotated as forkhead box protein B1. Bases 451 to 1635 code for a protein of 394 amino acids. Gene Ontology annotation, biological process: anatomical structure morphogenesis; regulation of transcription by RNA polymerase II; cell differentiation. The transcript has 3 exons. Gene Ontology annotation, molecular function: DNA-binding transcription factor activity, RNA polymerase II-specific; RNA polymerase II cis-regulatory region sequence-specific DNA binding. Lineage: Eukaryota; Metazoa; Arthropoda; Insecta; Hymenoptera; Formicidae. The record is from RefSeq and is a predicted model, not a curated record.
GGUACUCGGGUGUGCGAUCCGGGUACCGUUUGCGUUGUUCGCGGAGACGAACGUUGCUCGAACUAAAGGGGGCUCGAUCGCGUCGAGCUCGACGGAGUGCGUUACGACACAUGUAUACAUAGUCGUUGUAUGUAUACGUUGCGAAUUGUGACAUAUUGUGAGACACGUGCACAGCGAAAGCGUUUACCCGCCUCGGCCGGCCGCGGGAGGUAACCCUGUUACUGUCCCCGUGGUUGGGUCCGAUGGAGAUUCCGCCGUCGCGUUCCCGCGGAACCCGGCGAACAGAGAGGAGGAUGUUGGAUGCCCGCGAGCACCGAUAAAUGUAAAAAAAAAAGAAAAAAGAAGUGUAUGUAGAGCGUUCGAGCGCAUUGUUUCCUGAAACGAACGACGAGCUGGCAAAAAGAUUAAAGAGAGGGACUGCUCUAUUCCACGUUUGAUCCACGUCGCUUGAUGAUGCCGCGGCCCUCGCGCGAUACCUACGGUGACCAGAAGCCGCCGUACUCUUACAUUUCGCUCACGGCGAUGGCGAUAUGGUCGUCGAGGGACAAGAUGCUCCCUCUUGCCGAGAUUUACAAGUUCAUCGCCGAUCGCUUUCCGUAUUACAGAAAGGACACGCGACGAUGGCAGAACUCCUUGAGGCACAACUUGUCGUUCAACGACUGCUUCAUCAAAGUACCGCGCGGUCCGCAUCGGCCGGGAAAGGGGGCCUACUGGGCGUUGCAUCCCGCUGCCCUGUCCAUGUUCGAGAACGGCUCGCUUCUUCGCCGACGGAAGCGGUUCAAGCUGCACAAGCCGGACAAGGAACUGCUCAAGUCCGAACUAGCGGGCGGCGCCGCCGUGGCUGACGGCGGCAACGACAUCCUAAGAACGUACGAGGCCGCCGCGUUGCUGCACUCAGCCGCUUCCUGGAGCUUCCCCGGCUUCCCAACGGUCUCGCCGUCGUACGCGCAGCUGCCGUAUCUUCAACAAACCGCGAGUGGCAGACAAACCAUCCACACGACACGGGAGAUCCGGGACGAGCGUCGCUUGUCGAACGAUCGCGCUCUGGAGAACGGCGGGCCGGUGAUCGCGACCGGUCGAGAGAGCGAGACAAUUUUCACGGGUGAGAACACUUACGAGAUCACGGCCGGCUACACGCGCGACAAGCUCGCCGAAGAGGAGCCGCUCUCUUCGUCCUCGUCCUCCUCCUCGUUGUCCCGGAUAAACCUCUAUCGCAGCCCCGCUUCCGUGACCGUCGCCUCCUCGCCGCCGCCGCCGCCGAUGUCGCCCACCUCGCCGAAUUCGCUCGCGUCCAAGUCGUCCUACCGUCACCUGUCGCCGAUCUCCAGCCUCGCGGUGGAGGUCGAGCGCACCCAGUUGCCUUCCUGUCGCGAGGACUCGGGUGCGACGGUCGUUCUGACCGCGAACACCGAGAAGAGGGUGAAGAAACCGUUCACCAUCGAGAACAUCAUCGCGCCGGACGACAACAACGAGAGCGGCGGUGACGGUCCUGGCGACGAAGAGGCUUUGAGACUGUCGGACGAGUCGGUCGCGAAAAAGUCGUCGCUCCUAGUGCCGAGACCACUUUACGCCGGAUACACGAUGUCGAUCGCGACCACGGGCGUUCAGAGGCCUUCAUACGGCACCGCAACCUGAAACACAGACGUCGUUCUGUCCCCGUCGUUAUCGAACGAAACAAUGCGACAGUCAUAAAGACGUUUGAAGGAUAUAUCUUUCUCCCUCAAGACAUCCUUUUGGCGUCUUUGCCGCGUCCCUCGGACGUAUUAUUGCGCAUAUAUACACAUUCCGCCCUUCGCUUGUCUAACAUUCCUUCAGGAAGAAAACGAGCAAACUACUUCUCGCUCCUCUCCACGCGAAACGAGACAAUUUCCACCAGCCUCGCGCGAAACGCUCGCAAAUCUCCGUUUCGCGAGAGUGUGAGAAUUUAAUUAUCCGUUCUCUCGAAAUUUCUUCGAGUGAAAUCUCGAAGAGCGAUAGUGAAAAUGCCCCGCCACUCGUGAUUGGUGCGGAGAACUCGCGGAAAGUGAAACAUGUCACUCGUGAAUAAUUUGUAUUAUUGCAAAAAAACAAAUGUCUAUUCUUGUAACCUUAAGUUUCUCGGGUUAUAGUUCUGGUGUUAACUCGUUAGAGAAAGAACCGUUGUGUAAAAGGACUCGGAACAAGAAUCGAAUUCGGAAUUUCCGCUUGCUAGGCCGGUGCUCCACUGAUUCAACUGCCGAGACCCUCGACAGUUGCUACUUACAGCGAAUGUGCUCGCGCGUUCGCUCUUGAAUGAUAUAAUAUUCGAGCGAUUUACUCAUUUUCUCUCGAAGAAAUUCAGGGAGAUGAGAUUAGACGAGCGAAGGGAUAUAAUACACACGAGAACACGUCGAAGAGAAUCCCCGAGAAUUUUCUUUGGUAAAUUUUAGUUGACGUAGAAGAGACGGAUUUCUAAAAAAAAAAACCUCUGCCGUUUUCUUCAGAAUUGAUGUUGGUUUUUUUUUUUGACGAAAUUGUGAGAGGAAACAAUCGCGGAUUCCUUUCGACUCGACGCGAUCCAGUUGCAUGUAAUUGCUGCGAAUCUUUUGUUCAAUUUGUCGCGAAUCGACACGACGCGGACGUAGAUAAGCUGCGUGCAACGUUAAACGUUUGCAAAAUUUUUGUAUGAAUUUCCACGUCAUUCGUUUGUCCGCGGACAUUUUUCUGUCGUUCGAAAAUCGAAUUUUCUCUGAAAAAGGUACGUAACAAACAUUCGAUUAAGUUUUCUCAAAUAUCUCGAAGUUGAUUCGAACGUUUCGAUGUUGUACCUCUUCUAUCGCGCGCGAUUAGGUUCUUUAAUUUAAAAACAAAAAAAAAAAAAAAACCACGUAGACAAAUGACGCGAAGAUUUUGCAAAAAUUCGUGCAAAGCGUGUCACGCAGCCGGGCGUAGAGAGAUAUCGCAUAGGUGACGUUAGUUCCUCGUUUUCGUAAAAAAUACCGUCUUCUUGUCGGGUCCGCUUUGCCGAUACCUGGCUAUUGUUCGCGCCGAGAGUUGCGCGCUCGGGUCGCGAGAGAUAUAACUUCGACCGCGAGUAAUAGUUUAACUAGAGUCGCUACGGGCUAAUCUGCGGUUUUAUCUACGGACACGCAAAGACGAUCAAUCGGUUAUAUUGUCGACUGCGACACCGAACGGACGGCCGGGUCGCGACAUCGGUGUAAAACGCGAAGAUAACGAUUCUAAACGUUUUGCGCGAUGUUUUGUCGCGGCUAUUUCCGUCUGUAUAAUUAAUUAUAGAGGAUCUCUCUUCUCUUUCUGUUCCGAAUGACCAGAGGCGCGAUAACAUCGACGUUACAUCGACAAUACGCGCUUCGACGUUAGUUUUUUUUUUUUUUUUUUUUUUUUUUUUUUUUUUUUUAUUAUUUUAACUAAUUGGAAUGUUCUAUACAAAAGGAACGCGCAGAUGUCAAUUUUAACCGCCGCUAAAUGGAAAGAUACACAAAACAUGUUUUCGGAAUAUUUACACUGAAGAGAAAGAUCGUGUGCUAUUCAAAGGUUUAACGAGCUGUUUCAUUCGUCUCUAUAAACUACUAAAAACACACACACACACACACUUACACAGCGAACAAACAGUAAAUAUGCGUUACGUUUAUGAUAUUUGUUUACUUGUUCUUUUUUUUGUAAAAAUGUAAAUACGUUUAUUAUUUAGGGUUAGUGUGUGACUAACUUAUUAACGAUUUGAGUUCUUAAGAGCAAUUCGAGAUUGCGCUGGUCUUUUAAGAAGUAGAUUUAAGAUGUACCUUGUUGAUGUAAAUUUAGUUUUUACAACACUGUGUAUUAUUUGAUAUACAAACACGUGUUUCGAAAUAAAAAUUUUGAAAAUCCAAUAUUUCGAUUCCGAGGCGAAUACAACACGAAACAAAAAACGAAUACAAUAAAAUUCGCUCGACUCCUCCUUUUGUAUAGAACACGUCCAAUUAACGAUAUUCCCGACGUGAGAUGUGAUGUGAAAUCUCGCGCAGCGCAUCGACUCACAUACAUUUCUGUUGCGAGAUCGAAAUACUAGACAGAAGAGAGAUAUCCCGCGAUUCCCCCCCCUCCCCCCCAUUACGUAAUAAUCCGUCGAAUAAAUUAUUCGAAGCCUUUGCACUCUUUCAUGAAGAAGAGGCUGCUCUCGUUUUAAACACAUUCGUAUGUGCAUUUUAGUGCAUUCCCCAUCAUCUAAUAAUAUUCUGUACUCAUAAUCUCGCUCGCGCGAGACCGAUUUGUAAAUGUAGAAG